GCGGGAGUGGGGAGGGGUUUUCAGUUUGUACCAGGGGGCCAUACGGAUUGGCUGUGGCCCUGAGCUCCGGAGAUGAUUUGAGCUGUUCAUGGCUGGGGACUAUGCAGGCUGAGCCCUGUGCCUCUCUUGUUUCCCCAGCCUCUAGUGAAGAAUGAUGGAGCUGACACCCUCAUUUUGAGCCUUGCUAACUCUUGGUUAGUGGAGGCAGGUGGGAAGGGGUUAGUGCUGCAGCCAGACUAAGAUAGGCCUUCCUGAGAGUGGCACGGAAAAAGCAGUUUGAUGGCAUCCUGGUUCCUAUGUCUCUCAGAAUAGGCCUUUCGCUUUCAGUCACUGGAAUCUUCUGUGAGUGUGGCAAGUUUUCUUCAGAAAGUCUCACCCCUUGGCUACUUUGUUUCCUCGUGCAUGUAACUUUCCAAAGAUGUUCCGGAGAAGGGAGCUGGGCACAUUGUUAUCGGGUACAUUUUAGUCGAGUCUGUAGGUAAGGAUUGCCUGGGGAGCAGCGAUGUCCAAGGUGGAUCCACACCUCGUAGCAGGGUGAAGGGUUGCUGGUUUGUGGCAUUGCAGCAUUGUGCAGUUACAUUAUAUGCUUUACAUCCAUCAAAGCUCAGGACCGUGCUUAGGUCAUCAGAACAAUUCUGUGAUAUGUGCAGAGUGAGAGUGUCUGAUUGAUUAUGGCCCCAAAGACGUGGGCCGUGGGCACAGGGAGGCUUCCUGGGGCCUGCUUUUGGGCCCUCUCACAUGCUUCCCACCCCCUGCCACUGGGAGCCUCUGGCUUAGGCUGCUUUUGCAUCCCCAAGCCCUGCUAUGAGGCUGGGUACGCCACUGGUACUGAACACAUAUAUCUUGAGCCACUGAAAAUAAUCACACACAACCAUUCCUCCUGGGUGCUGGAUGGAAGGGGUGGAGGGACACACACAGCUGAGACCCCCUACUGAGACAAGCAGCCCCUGAUCACCAAUUCAGGGCACUGAUGACCCUGUGAGUCCUUAUGUGACAGGCCUCAGCAAAAGGGGGCGGACUGGGGGACCACAGGGCUCCACUCGGCCCUCUGCGCAGGCUUCCAUCUUGUGUAGGUGGCAACACAGCCGCCACUCCUUUCCACUCCCAACCCUGGUCCAGUCCGGUCAGCAGUCCUGGGGACAGGGCCUGCUUCCUUCCCCACAGUUCCAAGGAACGUCUUCGUAGAGAGUCCCACUGGUCUGUCCGGGGUGUAGGCCCCAUCGCAGUGUUUGGGAGGUGACACUAGCUGAACAGCCAGGCCUGGCUCACAUCCACUCCCCACCUGAUCCCCGGGGCCCAGUGCCCAUCCUGGGAUCCCACCCGCUGGGCUGCCUGGAGGCAGGUGGUUCCCAGAGAGCAGUCAGGGUGUGAGUGCGAGGAGGAGGAGGCGGCAUUGUGCUGGCACGAGUGAAAUGCCACGUGUCUACCACAUGUCAGGUGUCGCAGCCACCUGGGCAGCAUUCACCACUGCCUCGGCCUUCCUCUCCUCUGAGUCUUGAAAGUGGCUGGGCUGGCAGUCAUGGUGGCGGUGAUGUGAAUGAGUUUCGUGUGCUGUGCCUCAGGGCUUCAUCAUGGACAUAGGAAGAGACGGACAGGCCCAUGCCAUCAAAUCAAGUGACUUCUGUGCUGGGAUCUGUCCUGGGUGUUGAGGUCACAUCAGUGAAUACCACACAUGGUCCCUGCCUUUCUGGGCCUCCUGUGCAGUUGGGGAGACAGUACACAAAUAACAUGCCCAGAACCUGUGUGGGCCUCAGCAUCCUUGCCUGUAAAGUGAGGCUCCAGUGCCUCACUUGGGAUCAGGCUGAGUCGGUGAGUGAGUGGCUGCCAUCAGUGGAAGACUGGCUCAGGGGCAGGCACUGCCCAGAAGGAGAUGGGACAAACUGGAGAAACAACUGGAACUGGGCAGGUGCUUCUGUCCUUGGCACAGAGGUGUCCCAGGCUGGCGGCUGUCUAAGGGGGUGGGAACCUGCCUGGGUAUGUACAUGAGUUGCCAGUGUCUGCGUCAGCAGGCAGGCAUUCUUGGCACUGACUUUGGCAGGAUAUCUGUCAGCUCUGGGACCCUGGGCUGCCGCUCAGUGUUGACUUGGAGAGGUCGCUGCUCUGUCUCCUUCUCUGGACCUUUGUGGCUGCUCUGUUUCAAUUUGUCCUGCUUUUUGGCUUUCUCAGUCUUUUGAGUCUUACUUUGUCCUGCCCAUAACCCCCUCCAAAAGGAGUCUCUGCCUGGGUGCCCUCGCAGGCAGCCCAGUUAACACAGUGCCCCAGAGUGGAGUUAGUUCUAGGUGUGUUGGUUCCAGGGCCGUAGUUACUAAGGUGAGAAGCUGGGAUUCCAGCUGGGGCUGUCUGUAAGAAGAAUCCCAGAGGGGCUUGGCACCAUACUUGGAGUGUCCAAGCCCAGGCCUUCACGGUGCCAUUCAGCCCAAGCUCAGAACUAGCCUCCCUCCCAGCAGGGCCAGGGGCAGGUGUGAUGAGGUGCCUAGGGACCUAGAGCAGGGAGGCCCUUGGAAGCACAGGUGUGUUGAUAAUGGAACUGAGGCCGCACCUCAGCAUCAGGGUCCUUGAAUGUGACCUCAGUGGAGAGGGCUUGGGCUUAGGAGUCCCAGGGCUUGAACUAGAGUUCUUCCUGGUCCUUGGCUCUCGAUGUUUCCCCCAGCACAGUCUGCAGACCAGAGGCAACAAAUGCCUCUUAAAAUGUCCUGACACUGUGGGGUGGGGCAGGAGGGGACAGAGCCACAUUUGAGAAAUUGUUUGAUCACCAAGGGGGUGAUCUGGAGUUUGGAAACUGGAGUGAGGGUUUAGCAAUCACAGCAGGAUUUGGCGAAAUGUCGAAGGGUCUGGAAUUCAGAUUGGGCGAUUCCGAUCAGUCACGAACCAAGCUGUUGGCAAAGCUUCCCUUAGACCAGGUCAGCGCAGCCUCUCAGGCUCUGUGCCACUGCAUCUGAGGGCCCAGCUUCGAGGAUGCGUUCAGGAAAUAGUUGCCAACAAGUGAGUUGUGGAGGCCUACAUAGGAUAGGGAUCCCACUUUAAAAGAAAAUAAUAAUGAGGUGCAGGAUGGAGGUGGAGUCAGGAUACAGCCUGGACCUGCGUCCAGUGCUCUCACCUCAACCCCCAGAAGGGCUAACCUCACGGCAUCAGAGCCCUGUGGCCUGUGGGCUGCAGGUUUGGACAGCAGUGCCUUAGGCAGGUUCUCAGUCUGCAGUCUACCUGGAGCUUGGGGGCCCAAGCAGCAAGGCCAGUACGGCUCCUGUGCCCUCUCUGCCUGAGCCGAAAAGCAGGGACCUUGCCUAGCUCUAAUCUUGUCAGUUUGUGGCUUCUCUGCCUCUUUGCCAGAGGAGGAGUGAGCAAGAGAGAGCCAUGUAGUCGGACACUCAUUUGCAAUUUCAUUGAAGCAUGAAAUCGUUUCCUACCUUUACCAGGUAAGUAGAAAACUGACUUGGAAUGGGAGGCGGCAGGGGAGUUACAUACUUUUGAAAAUUAAAAAUGAAAAACUUUGUUGUUUAGGGUUUUUUGUUUUUCUUGGCCCCGUUACCAUCAGGAAGAUGGCAGCACAGGCUUUUUUAGGGGGUCAAAAUGCUGGAAUGCAGUUUGCGUUUUGGCCAUGUUUUCUUUUUUUUUCUUUUCUUUUUCUCUUUCAGGCUUAAUUCACUUUAUUUUUCUUGGGUAAAAACCCUGUUGUAGCCACAGCUGGAGCCUGGGUCUUCUGCACGGAGCCUCUGGUGAGGGUCUUGACAAGGUGGUCAGUGAAUUCCUGAUCGGGAGACUUGUUGAAUACAGUUUCCUCCCACAGGUCAGGGGGGCAGGUAGCUGUGGUCUUAGAGAUGGCAUCAAAAGUGUUGGCCAUAAUUUCUCUAGGCGUGAGUUUUGGCUGAGCCUUGAGUUCACAGUACUGAACUGGGGUCUUGGGUCAUGCCGUUCACUGGACGUUAAUGACAAUGCUUUGGAAUUCCCCUAGAUUGAGCAGGCAGUGAACCUGUUUGUUGGCACAGACCAUCACUCCAUCACUGUGAGCACCCGGUCCCCAGGCCUGGUGGAGAAGGGCAGAGAAGGGAGGCAGGGGAGGCAUCGCAUUGACUCAGGGUGCUGGAGUCAAUCGGGGGACCCAGGAAGCUCUGGCUGCAUGUUUCUCUGCUUUGGCUGAGGCAAAUCUGGAUCACUUCAGUUAGCGUUCAGUAUGUCCUGCUGUCGUCUUGGGCCUCUGCCUUGGUCUCGAGGGCUGGUGCGCCAUGUCGGUCAGCGUCCAUGAGACCCGCAAGUCGCGGAGCAGCACGGGGUCCAUGAACGUCACCCUCUUCCACAAGGCCUCCCACCCGGACUGUGUGCUGGCCCACCUCAACACGCUUCGCAAGCACUGCAUGUUCACAGACGUCACGCUCUGGGCGGGCGACCGCGCCUUCCCCUGUCACCGUGCCGUGCUGGCCGCCUCUAGCCGCUACUUUGAGGCCAUGUUCAGCCACGGCCUGCGGGAGAGCCGGGAUGACACUGUCAACUUCCAGGACAACCUGCACCCGGAGGUGCUGGAGCUGCUGCUGGACUUCGCCUACUCCUCACGCAUCGCCAUUAACGAGGAGAACGCUGAGUCACUGCUGGAGGCGGGCGACAUGCUGCAGUUCCACGACGUGCGGGACGCGGCCGCCGAGUUCCUGGAGAAGAACCUUUUCCCCUCCAACUGCCUGGGCAUGAUGCUGCUCUCGGACGCCCACCAGUGCCGCCGGCUGUACGAGUUCUCCUGGCGCAUGUGCCUGGUGCACUUUGAGACGGUGCGGCAGAGCGAGGACUUCAACAGCCUGUCCAAGGACACGCUGCUGGACCUCAUCUCGAGUGAUGAGCUGGAGACCGAGGACGAGCGGGUGGUCUUCGAGGCCAUCCUCCAGUGGGUGAAGCACGACCUGGAGCCACGGAAGGCCCACCUGCCCGAGCUCCUCCGCAGCGUGCGUCUGGCCCUGCUGCCGUCUGACUGCCUGCAGGAGGCCGUCUCCAGCGAGGCACUCCUCAUGGCGGACGAGCGCACCAAGCUCAUCCUAGACGAGGCCCUGCGCUGCAAGACCAGGAUCCUGCAGAAUGACGGCGUGGUCACCAGCCCCUGUGCCCGGCCACGCAAGGCAGGCCACACGCUGCUCAUCCUGGGGGGCCAGACCUUCAUGUGUGACAAGAUCUACCAGGUGGACCACAAGGCCAAGGAGAUCAUCCCCAAGGCCGACCUGCCCAGCCCCCGGAAGGAGUUCAGCGCCUCAGCGAUCGGCUGCAAGGUCUAUGUGACGGGGGGCAGGGGCUCCGAGAACGGGGUCUCCAAGGACGUCUGGGUGUAUGACACCGUACAUGAGGAAUGGUCCAAGGCGGCGCCCAUGCUGAUUGCCCGCUUUGGCCAUGGCUCAGCUGAGCUGGAGAACUGCCUCUAUGUGGUGGGGGGACACACUUCUCUGGCAGGCGUCUUCCCAGCCUCCCCUUCUGUCUCCCUGAAACAAGUGGAGAAAUACGACCCUGGGGCCAACAAGUGGAUGAUGGUGGCCCCCUUGAGGGAUGGCGUCAGCAAUGCCGCAGUGGUGAGUGCCAAGCUGAAGCUCUUUGUGUUUGGAGGAACCAGCAUCCACCGGGACAUGGUGUCCAAGGUCCAGUGCUAUGACCCCUCGGAGAACAGGUGGACGAUCAAGGCUGAGUGCCCCCAGCCUUGGCGGUACACAGCCGCUGCUGUCCUGGGCAGCCAGAUCUUCAUCAUGGGAGGUGACACAGAAUUCACGGCCGCCUCGGCCUACCGCUUUGACUGUGAGACCAACCAGUGGACACGGAUUGGGGACAUGACCGCCAAGCGCAUGUCCUGCCAUGCCCUGGCUUCCGGCAACAAGCUCUAUGUGGUCGGGGGCUACUUUGGGACCCAGAGGUGUAAGACUCUGGACUGCUAUGACCCCACUUCAGAUACGUGGAACUGCAUUACCACGGUGCCCUACUCACUUAUCCCCACGGCCUUUGUCAGCACCUGGAAGCACCUGCCCGCAUGAGGAGCACCUGCCGAGCCCAGCCAGCCCGCGGCCCUCAGUGUCACAGCGUGGCCUUGGCUUAUGUGCCACAGCGGGAGCUGAGCGGGUCCUGGACCAGCUCUCCGAGAGGUGGAAGGGGCCCCGCCAGCUCUGGGGAGCAGCAGCCUUGGGCUGUUCGGAGCUUUAGGCACAAGAAGAGAAGCAUCUCUUGCAUCUGUGCCCCUGGGGGCCUCUUCAGCUUUGCAGUGGUUUAUAGGAAGACAUACCUCCCAGAGGGUCAUGGACUGCCACCAGGACUGACCCUGGCGUCGGGGAGAAGGACACUUGCAGAGCGUGGAGAUCACCUGUUUGGCAGGUCCUGGACUGGGGCCGGGCCGGAGGGACGGGGAGGAGCCCCGGGUGGCUUUCGGGGCUGCAGCACCGCCACACAUGCUUUCCCUCCCGGCCCGCCCUGCUGGGGCACUCCUGCCACCUGUAGAUGGUGUCCCAGGCCUGGGAAACCAGGUUCCCAGGGGUUGAGACCAGAAGGUUGAUAAGCAGAGAACCCAGGACAGAUUUUAUAAGGUGUAGAAACUGCAGGGGGGUGCUCAGUGACAUCCAUGAGGCAAUAAGGCUAAUUGCCUUAUUUGCUAAUAAGGGCAAAGGACACCCAGACCUCCAAGGUUUGUGGGCCCCUGCCACAAAGCUGUAAGUCCCAGCCCACCCACUCAGGGCCUUGCCCAGUGCUGUGGCCUGGUGGGGACACAGAUGCUCUGGCCACUCAGUGGAGCUGGGCCUGCAGCAGACUCAGGACUCCGAGUGCCCUGGGGUCACCCCUCACAUCCCCUCCUCAGAGCCCGCCCUGAGAGGCAGCAGUGACCCCCGUGGUACACACCUGCCAACAGCACUGCGGGCUUCCCCCCAGGAGACCACGCUGCCCUCCAAGACCAGGGGCAGCUGUGAGCUGGGAUAGCAGAGGGACCCCAGGGAGUCCCCUGCCUACCCCACCAGGGCCGCAUCCAUUUCAGUUUGGGAGACAGUGAUGGGGCCCUCACCAUCCUCUUGCAUCUAUCUUGGCCCCCGUUUGCUCCCUGAGCUCCAAGAUAAGGAUGGCCGUGAGAGAACUGCUGAACAUGUGUUCACUGCUGUCACCUCCUGAGUCCCUGGGGUCCCUCAGCAGAACCUCCCUACACCUGGGCUGUGGAGAGGUUGGUGCCUGUCAGUGACCAUCCUAAUGCCUCUCUCUCACUCCUAACCCCCUGUUUGAGGGGGAGGGGUGUGGGUGCCUUGACGGGGCUGGGUAGGGUGUCCACACUUGUGGCUUCCCAGGCACCUGCAGUGUGAACACUGCUUGACUGGCUCAGGGUUAGGGCUACACAGGGGGCUGUGCCACAAACCAGUGACUUAAGCAGCCCUGAGCGUCCCCAUGCCUUGGUGCGGAUCCUGGAGGCCUCUUGGGGGUGGGACCUUUGGGCAGGGUUUGCCCACUGAUGUGUCUCCCACCAUGGGGCACUGGCUACACGGGGCUCCUUGGACCCUGUAGACCCCGCAGACCCCGCCUGUGUCGGGCCGGUUGCUCGAAGACACUUGGCUGUGGUCCCCGGGGAUGGCUUUGCUGGCACACUCAGGAGCCCGGCCACGGGGCUGCAGGGAGUGCACCUGGACCCGUGGCGUUGCUUCAUUGAGAUAAAAAAACACUUACCACAUAGUACAAAGGAUGGGCCAUGGUGCUUUCCCCGAAAGUUGUGUUGAGUUUUUACCAGUUUCCUAACUUAAUAAAAAGAGUUGAGAAAAUUC
Molecule: messenger RNA, 7745 nt
Organism: Piliocolobus tephrosceles (Ugandan red Colobus)
Lineage: Eukaryota; Metazoa; Chordata; Mammalia; Primates; Cercopithecidae
Gene: KLHL25
Product: kelch like family member 25
Exons: 3
Coding region: 4221-5990 (589 amino acids)
Biological process (GO): ubiquitin-dependent protein catabolic process
Cellular component (GO): Cul3-RING ubiquitin ligase complex; cytoplasm
Molecular function (GO): protein binding
Source: RefSeq, a predicted model, not a curated record